AAAUUUAUCUCCAAUCCCACAUGUUGGUUUCUUUGAGCAAAAGAAAACACCGACGAUACAGAGGAAGGGUUUUAUAUUAAAAUCUUCUACCCGGAGGCUUCAUCUCGCAACUCAUUGUCGUCGGAGUCAGUCGAAGAUGGCGGCUCUUCAGUAUCUUGAUUCUCUUCGUAGUAGUCAUCCGGAGCUAUCGGAUUGGUACAAUACGCUUGCCGAUCUGUACCAAAGGAAGCUAUGGCAUCAACUCACUCUGAAGCUUGAACAGUUCGUUGCUCUUGCCGUUUUCCAGGCUGGUGAUGCUCUCAUACAACUAUAUAACAAUUUCAUAACCGACUUUGAGACCAAGAUCAACCUCCUCAAACUAGCACACUUUGCAGUCAUAGUCUCCAGGCAAUACUCAGAAAAAGAAGCUGCCAUCAGUUACCUUGAUGGGGUCAUUGAGAAGCUCAGAGCCACAAAAGAGACACGUAUAGAGGAGCCAGUUCUUUACAUCAAAAUGCAAAUAGCCGUUUUUAAUCUUGAAAAAGGUGAUCAAAAGGAGUGCAAGAACCUUCUAGAAGAUGGAAAGAGCACUCUUGAUAGCAUGACUGACAUUGAUCCAUCAGUAUACGCCAAUUAUUACUGGAUGUCAUCUCAGUACCAUAAAACCCGCCAAGAGUUUGCUGAGUUUUACAAAAGUGCCCUUCUUUAUUUAGCAUACACCUCAGUAGAGUCUCUUUCAGACUCUUUUAAGCUGGAUCUUGCAUUUGAUCUAUCGCUAUCUGCAUUGCUGGGAGAGAACGUGUACAAUUUUGGGGAGCUGCUUGCACAUCCAAUUAUAAAGAGUCUGAUAGGGACAAAGGUUGAAUGGCUGUACUACAUUCUAGAAGCAUUUAACUCUGGAGAUUUAGUGAAAUAUCAAGAGUUAUGUCGUGUUCAUAGAGCUGCUCUUAGUGGUCAGCCUGCUUUGGUGGAGAAUGAAAAGAAACUUCUGGAAAAGAUUAACAUUCUCUGCUUGAUGGAAAUUAUCUUCAGUCGACCAUCGGAAGAGAGAACUAUUCCACUGAGCAUCAUUGCUGAGCGGACAAAACUUACAGUUGAAGAUGUGGAAUAUCUUCUGAUGAAGAGUCUAUCUGUUCAUCUGAUUGAGGGUAUAAUCGACCAAGUUGAUGGGACAGUUUACGUAUCGUGGGUGCAGCCAAGGGUUCUGGGAAUUGCUCAGAUUAAGUCGUUGCGUGAUCGUCUGGAUGGAUGGGUUGGGAAAGUACACACCGCGUUGCUAUCUGUGGAAGCUGAGACUCCCGAUCUAGUUGCCUCUUAGUCUUGUUCAUGUCUGUAACAAUCUCUUGAAAAAAACUAAAGAAGAGCAGUGUCAAGAGAUUAAUGUUGAGCUGACUUGUUUUGCACCACUGUGUAAUUUGGCAUCUGUUUUCAGGCGCCUCUUCUCUUCUCUUGUGUACCUUACCUUUUUUUUCUUAGAGUUCUUGAUUUAUGGGUGGAUUGGAGUUCUUUUUGGAGAUUUUA
Messenger RNA from Lactuca virosa, 1500 nucleotides. NCBI's taxonomy places the organism in Eukaryota, Viridiplantae, Streptophyta, Magnoliopsida, Asterales, Asteraceae. The record is from the annotation of a GenBank genome assembly.